UUUUCAGAGAUUGUGAAAUGGAUCAUGAUCUUUGGAAGGAUUGUCUAUUGGUGGCCAGAGCUGCAUUUGAAACACCACUGUCGUUGUUGUUGGAGAUGGGGAAAGAGUCCUGAGUCUUAUCUAUAAACCAGCAAAAACUGUACAUCGUUAUGUAGGGAUUUACUACGAGGUGUGGAGCCGGUGAGGAGAUCCAGAGAUGAGCCGAGGGAAGAGGAUGUUGCAACAAUGAAGAUAGGAGCCGCACUGAAUCCCAGCAGCCACCCGGUGCUCCGGAGCACAACCAGCAAUCCCGCAACAAUAAGGUACUCAAGGUGUUCAAGCUGCAGGCAGUUUUAAUAGAACAGAAAACAGCAGCAAUGUUUUGACCUGCUAAGAGGUCUUUGUCCAGCCCAGGAGGACUGGGAAAGGUAAGAUAAGAAUCUCUAAAGACCAGUGCCAUCUAGACAAGGUUAUGGAGAAAAUAAGUUGGCGGUCCACCGUGGGAAAAACAUCAGAAAUUAGAAAAACUAUUAGCAGAGAGUCUUAAACUUUGGAUUUAGUUACACUUAACUUAAAAAAAAUGAUUACCUUUAAUUAAUCUUGAACUGUUGCCAUACCUUUUUUAUUCUGUACAUGAAAAUAAUAUACACAUGUUUUUAUAUUUUUUUAGAUUGUAAAGUGUCACAUCUACAUAGAGUUGGAUGGACUAUGACUGUAAGGAAUGAAUCGAGAGUCACAGAAAUCAUACUUCUAGGCUUUGGAAAUCUUUAUGGCUUCAACAUUUUAAUUUUCAUCAUAUUCCUUAACAUUUUCCUAAUCACAGUAACUGGAAAUCUUCUGAUCAUUGUGUUAGUUUCAAUUAGUCAUCACCUUCAUUCUCCCAUGUACUUCUUUCUUUGCCAUCUAUCACUGUCUGAUAUUGUUCUCACAACAAAUACUUUACCUAGCCUGAUGGGUGCAAUCUUACACGGUGGGAAAGUUAUGACAAUUCUUGGUUGUAUAACUCAAUUCUAUUUCUUUAGUGGUAUUACUGUUACAGAAUGUUUCCUGCUUGCAGUGAUGUCCUUUGAUCGAUACCUGGCUAUAUGUGUCCCAUUGCGUUACAUGUCUAUCAUGGACUUUACAUUGCGUACCUGUCUGUCUGCCUUGCCCUGGAUGUUAGGAUUUACCAUGAACCUAAUUGGAUUCAUACCUGUAUCCAACUUUCAGUUCUGUGAUGGAAACAUCAUUGACCACAUAUAUUGUGACCUUUCCCCUCUCCAAAAACUUUCAUGUUCUGACACGUCUCUGGUGGAAUUUAUAGCCAUUGUAAGUUCUACUCCUUUAUUUAUCUGUCCUUGUGGAUUUAUCAUAGUGACUUAUGUUCAUAUCUUCCUUAUGAUACUUAGGAUCCCUUCUACAACUGGAAGACAGAAAGCCUUUUCAACCUGCAGUUCCCACCUUCUUGUGGUUGGUGCAUUCUAUGGGACAUUAAUAAUAAAGUAUAUGAUACCGUCCAUAGGAGAUUUAUUGCUUUUAAAUAAGAUUAUGUCAUUGCUGCAUACUGUGUUUACCCCCCUGUUUAACCCUUUAGUAUACAGUCUAAGAAACCAAGACAUCAGGAUAGCACUAAGAAAGAUUUCUAAACAUUAGAGACACUUUUUAUACAUACACAUUAUAAUCUCAGAAAAUGUCUCUAAAUUAUUCUCUGACAACCUUCACUGCUUUGCUCUGAUUUACUG
Messenger RNA from Pelobates cultripes (western spadefoot toad), 1700 nucleotides. Lineage: Eukaryota; Metazoa; Chordata; Amphibia; Anura; Pelobatidae. The record is from the annotation of a GenBank genome assembly.